Messenger RNA from Arabidopsis arenosa, 1056 nucleotides. Lineage: Eukaryota; Viridiplantae; Streptophyta; Magnoliopsida; Brassicales; Brassicaceae. The record is from the annotation of a GenBank genome assembly.
CGAAGUUCAUUUCGGGUCCCCUCAAAAGCGGCAACUUCUUCAUAUGGACACGGGGAGCAGCCUCACGUGGACUCAGUGCUUUCCUUGCUCCCACUGUUAUGAGCAGAAGAUCUAUCCUAAAUACCAGCCAGCAGCUUCAAUGACGUACCGCGAUGCGAUGUGUAGUGAAGAUCCCAAUCCAAAGUCAAAUCCGCAUCUCACAUUUGAUCCUUUGACGAGAAAAUGCACCUACCAACAACAUUAUCUAGACGAAAGCAACAUCAAAGGAACACUUGCGCAAGAAAUGAUUACAGUAGAUACCCUUGAUGGUGGGUUCAAAAGGGUGCACGGAGUGUUUUUUGGAUGCAACGAGUUUAGCGACGGUUCAGAUUUUACCGGAACGGGCAUAUUGGGCCUCGGGGUUGGAAAGUACUCCAUCAUAGGGGAGUUUGGCUCAACGUUCUCUUUUUGCCUUGGUCUGAUAAGCGAACCUAAAGCUUCUCACAACCUAAUCCUUGGCGAUGGUGCAAACAUACAAGGACAUCCCACGGUAAUAAACAUUACAGGAGGUCACACUAUGUUUUUAUUGAAAUCCAUCAUUGUUGGCGAGGAAAUAACCUUGGACGACCCAAUCCAAGUAUUUGUUGACACGGGCUCGUCGAUGUCUCACUUGUCCACAGAUUUGUACUACAAAUUUGUGGAUGAGUUCGACGAUCUGAUAGGCAGACCUCUUUCCUAUGAACCAAGGUUGUGCUACAAAGCGGAUGCCAUAGAAAGGCUAGAAGAUAUGGAUAUUGGCUUUGCAUUUGCGGGAGGAGCAGAGUUGAGCGUCAAUAUCCACAACAUAUUCCUACCGCAAGGUUCCUCUGGAAUUCGAUGUUUGGGGAUCUUGAACAACAAGGAAUCGUUUACACAUGUCAUCAUUGGGGUUAUAGCCAUGCAAGGAUACAACGUGGGCUACGACCUCAAAGCAAAAACUGCUUAUUUUAGUAAACAAUAUUGUGAUAUGGAAAUGUAGUGCAAUUGUGUUGUCGUUUCUUUUUAUUUUAACAAUUAUAAUAAUCAUUCAAGCUUAUU